Cololabis saira (Pacific saury) is the source of this 6932-nucleotide messenger RNA. RefSeq names its product myosin, heavy chain 11a, smooth muscle (gene myh11a). The record is from RefSeq and is a predicted model, not a curated record. Gene Ontology annotation, cellular component: myosin complex. The transcript is spliced from 42 exons. Gene Ontology annotation, molecular function: cytoskeletal motor activity; actin filament binding; ATP binding. Lineage: Eukaryota; Metazoa; Chordata; Actinopteri; Beloniformes; Belonidae. Bases 145 to 6081 code for a protein of 1978 amino acids.
CUUUAAAAUUGACUGGGGUCAUUUGGACUGUUUGCUUUUGGAGUGCCUUAUCUACUACGUCUUUUCUAACCCCAACUUUCCAAGUCUAAAGCCUUUCUGUUUACAAGUUUCUUCACGUGAUCUGGCCUUACCCCGUAAGCCAAUAUGUCCAAGAAGGCCCCAAGUGAGGAUGAGAAGUUCCUCUUUGUUGACAAAGACACCUUCAACAGCCCGAUGGCUCAGGCUGACUGGGCAGCCAAGAAGCUGGUGUGGGUCCCAACCGAGAAGAGUGGCUUUGAGGCAGCUAGUAUCAAGGAGGAGCACGGGGACGAGGUGCUGGUGGAGCUGGCUGAUAAUGGCAAGAAAAUGAAAGUCAACAAGGAUGACAUCCAGAAGAUGAACCCACCCAAGUUCAGCAAAGUGGAGGAUAUGGCUGAGCUUACCUGCCUAAACGAGGCCUCUGUGUUGCAUAAUCUCCGCGAGAGGUACUACUCUGGGCUGAUUUACACAUACUCCGGCCUGUUCUGUGUGGUGGUGAACCCCUAUAAAUUUCUGCCCAUCUACUCAGGGAAGAUCAUUGAUAUGUACAAAGGAAAGAAGCGACAUGAAGUCCCCCCUCAUAUCUACUCAAUAACUGAUAAUGCCUACAGAAACAUGAUGCAAGAUCGUGAGGACCAGUCCAUUCUUUGCACUGGAGAGUCUGGUGCCGGAAAAACGGAGAACACAAAGAAAGUCAUCCAGUAUCUGGCUGUUGUGGCCUCUUCUCACAAAGGCAAGAAGGACAGCAGUGCUCAACAAUCAGGAGCACAGUUGGCCUACGGGGAGCUGGAGAAGCAGCUUCUGCAGGCCAAUCCCAUCAUGGAGGCAUUUGGAAAUGCCAAGACCAUCAAAAAUGACAACUCUUCUCGAUUUGGAAAAUUCAUCCGCAUCAACUUUGAUGUGACUGGCUAUAUUGUUGGAGCAAAUAUUGAAACUUACCUGCUGGAGAAGUCUCGCUGUAUCAGACAGGCAAAGACAGAGAGAGCUUUUCACAUAUUCUACUACAUGAUUGCUGGUGUUAAAGAAAAACUCCGUGAGGAGCUUCUUCUGGAACCGUUCAGCAACUACCGCUUCCUGAGUGCAGGCCAUGUUCAGAUCCCUGCCCAGCAGGAUGACGAGAUGUUUGAGGAGACCAUGGAGGCCAUGGAAAUCAUGGGCAUCGCCGCGGAAGACAGAAUUGAGAUAUUGAAGGUGUGCUCCACAGUCAUGCAACUGGGAAACAUUGAGUUCAAAAAGGAGAGGAACCAGGAGCAGGCCACCAUGCCAGACAACACCGCGGCCCAGAAGGUGUGCCACCUGCAGGGCAUCAACGUGACAGACUUUACCCGAGCCAUCCUCACCCCUCGUAUCAAAGUGGGCAGGGAAGUGGUGCAGAAAGCGCAGACCAAAGAGCAGGCUGAUUUUGCGAUUGAAGCGCUGGCUAAAGCUAUUUUUGAGCGACUGUUCCGCUGGCUCCUAGGAAGAGUAAACAAAGCCCUGGACAAAACCAAACGUCAGGGAGCCUCCUUCCUGGGAAUUCUUGAUAUUGCCGGCUUUGAGAUCUUUGAGGAUAACUCCUUUGAACAGCUCUGCAUCAACUACACCAACGAGAGGCUACAGCAGCUCUUCAACCACACCAUGUUCAUCCUGGAGCAGGAGGAAUACCAGAGGGAGGGCAUCGAGUGGAACUUCAUUGACUUCGGUCUGGACCUGCAGCCUUGCAUUGAACUCAUCGAGAGGCCAAACAACCCUCCAGGCAUCCUGGCUCUGCUGGAUGAAGAGUGCUGGUUCCCUAAAGCCACAGACGUCUCUUUUGUGGAGAAACUCAUGAACACACAAGGAAACCAUGUGAAAUUUGCCAAACCUAAGCAACUCAAAGACAAAACUGAGUUCUCCAUCCUCCAUUAUGCUGGCAAAGUGGACUAUAAUGCCACAGCCUGGCUGACAAAGAACAUGGACCCUCUUAAUGACAACGUCACAACGCUGCUCAACAAUUCUUCCAGCCAGUUUGUGCAAGAUCUAUGGAAAGAUGCGGACAGAGUGGUAGGACUUGACACUAUUGCCAAGAUGUCAGAUAGCUCCAUGCCGAGCGGCUCAAAAACCAAGAAGGGAAUGUUCCGCACUGUCGGACAGCUCUACAAGGAGUCUCUGGCAAAACUCAUGACCACACUGCACAACACCCAGCCCAACUUCGUAAGAUGCAUCAUCCCAAACCACGAGAAAAGGGCAGGGAAGCUGGAUGCUUAUCUGGUCCUAGAGCAGCUGAGGUGUAACGGCGUGUUGGAGGGAAUCCGAAUCUGUCGACAAGGUUUCCCCAACCGAAUCGUCUUCCAGGAGUUCCGCCAACGUUACGAGAUCUUGGCUGCAAAUGCUAUUCCCAAAGGCUUCAUGGAUGGCAAGCAAGCCUGCUGCCUCAUGAUCAAGCAUCUAGACUUGGACCCCAACCUAUACAGGAUUGGACAGAGUAAAAUCUUCUUCCGCACUGGAGUGCUUGCCCAGCUGGAGGAGGAGAGGGAUCUGAAGAUCACAGUGAUCAUCAUUGCUUUCCAGGCUCAAACAAGAGGCUUCCUGGCUAGAAAGGCCUUUGCCAAGAGGCAGCAGCAGCUAACAGCCAUGAAAGUGAUUCAGAGGAACUGUGCUGCGUACCUCAAACUCAGGAACUGGCAGUGGUGGAGGCUCUUCACAAAGGUUAAGCCUCUGCUGCAAGUGACCCGGCAAGAGGAGGAGAUGAGUCUAAAGGAAGAUGAGCUACAGAAAGCCAAAGACGUGGCUACAAAGGUUGAGUCAGAGCUGAAAGAAAUCUCUUUGAAACACACGCAGAUUGUAGAAGAGAGAAAUGCAUUGCAAGAGCAGCUUCAGGCAGAGACAGAGUUAUAUGCCGAAGCCGAAGAGAUGAGGGUCCGUCUGGGAGCCAAGAAGCAGGAGUUGGAGGAGAUCCUCCAUGAGAUGGAAGCGAGGCUGGAUGAAGAGGAAGAACGUGCUCAGGGGCUGCUGCUGGACAAAAAGAAGAUGCAACAGCAGAUGCAGGAACUGGAGGAACAUUUAGAAGAAGAGGAGGAUGCCCGUCAAAAGCUUCAGCUUGAGAAGGUCGCUUCAGAAGGAAAGAUUAAAAAGCUGGACGAUGACAUUCUGGUGAUGGAGGACCAAAACAACAAGCUACUGAAGGAGCGCAAGCUGAUGGAGGAAAGAAUUGCUGAUUUCAGUUCCAGCCUGGCAGAAGAAGAGGAGAAAUCUAAGAAUCUUACAAAGCUUAAAAAUAAACAUGAGUCCAUGAUCUCUGACUUGGAGGUCCGCUUGAAGAAAGAAGAAAAAUCUCGCCAGGAGCUGGAUAAAGCUAAGCGCAAGUUAGAAGCAGAGUCAAAUGACCUCCAAGAGCAGAUAGCUGAUCUGCAGGCCCAAAUUGCUGACCUCAAGGCUCAACUUGCCAAGAAGGAAGAGGAGUUACAAAAUGCCUUGGCCAGGCUAGAAGAUGAGACUGCCCAGAAAAACAAUGCACAGAAGAAGAUCAGGGAGCUGGAAGGACACAUCUCUGACCUGCAAGAGGACGUGGACUCUGAACGAGCAGCUAGGAACAAGGCAGAGAAGAUUAAAAGGGAUCUAGGAGAGGAGCUGGAGGCCCUCAAGUCUGAGCUUGAGGAUACCCUUGACACCACUGCUACACAGCAGGAGUUACGAGCCAAACGUGAGCAGGAGGUGACACUGCUCAAAAGAGCCAUCGAAGAUGAGAACCGCACUCAUGAGGCUCAGAUACAGGAGAUGAGACAGAAACACACUCAGGGUGUGGAGGAGCUCACUGAGCAGCUGGAGCAGUCCAAACGAGUGAAGACAAACCUUGAGAAGGCGAAACAAGCUCUUGAGAAGGAAGCCUCUGAUUUGUCCAUUGAGGUUCGCUCCCUGGCUCAGGCCAAACAAGAGGGAGAGCACAAGAGGAAAAAGUUGGAGACUCAGGUGGCAGACUUGCAGUCACGCUUCAGCGACAGCGAGAAGCAAAAAGCUGAGCUGGGGGAGCGCUGCUCCAAGAUGACGGUUGAACUGGAGAGUGUGACAAACCUACUGAAUGAGGCAGAGGGCAAGAACAUAAAGCUGAACAAAGACGUUUCCAGCUUGACCUCUCAACUGCAAGACUCACAGGAGCUGCUGGCUGAGGAGACCCGUCAGAAACUGCAGUUCUCAACGAAGUUGCGACAAGCAGAAGAUGACAAGAACAGCUUGCAGGAGCAGCUUGAGGAGGAGAUGGAGGCCAGAAGGAAUGUGGAGAGACAUGUGUCCACCCUCAACAUCCAGUUAUCAGAUGCAAAGAAGAAGCUUGAUGAAAUGUCAGGAAACAUUGAGCUCUUGGAAGAGGGCAAGAAACGUCUGCAAAGAGAUUUGGAGACAGCCACCACUCAGUUCGACGAAAAAGCUUCAGCAUACGACAAAUUGGAGAAGACCAAAAACCGUCUGCAGCAGGAGCUGGAGGACACAUUAAUGGACCUGGACAACCAGCGACAGAUUGUAUCAAACCUGGAGAAGAAACAGAAGAAGUUUGACCAGAUGCUGGCCGAGGAGAAGAGUAUCUCCAUUAAAUAUGCAGAGGAGAGAGACCGUGCAGAAGCUGAGGCCAGAGAGAAGGAGACCAAGGCUCUGUCCCUGGCGAGAGCCCUCGACGAAGCUCAAGAUGCCAGAGAAGAGCUGGAGAGAACUAGCAAGGCCCUGAGGCUGGAGAUGGAGGACCUGGUCAGCUCCAAAGAUGAUGUGGGAAAAAAUGUACACGAGCUGGAAAAGUCCAAACGAGGCCUGGAGGCCCAGGUAGAAGAGAUGAAGACGCAGCUGGAGGAGCUGGAGGAUGAGCUGCAGGCUGCAGAGGAUGCAAAGUUGCGCCUGGAGGUUAACAUGCAGGCUCUGAAAGCCCAGUAUGAAAGAGACCUCCAAGGACGGGAUGAGAUGGGAGAGGAGAAGAAGAGGCAGCUUGUCAAGCAGGUCCGUGAGUUGGAGACAGAGUUGGAAGACGAACGAAAACAGAGGACCCUGGCAGCAGCAGCCAAGAAGAAGUUGGAGACAGACAUGAAAGAUCUGGAAGGACAGACUGAGACAGCCACCAAGGGCCGGGAUGAAGCCAUCAAGCAGCUUCGCAAACUCCAGGCCCAGAUGAAGGACUACCAGAGGGAGCUUGAGGACGCCCGUGCUGCACGGGAGGAGGUCCUGACGACUGCCAAGGAGAGCGAAAGAAAGGCCAAGAGUCUGGAAGCUGAGCUCAUCCAGUUGCAGGAGGAACUGGCUGCAGCUGAAAGAGCAAGAAAGCAGGCAGAAGCUGAGAGAGAUGAACUUUCCGAUGAGCUGGCGAGCAACUCUUCUGGGAAGUCAGCCUUGGCAGAUGAGAAACGUCGGCUUGAAGCUAAGAUUUCCCAGCUAGAGGAGGAGCUGGAGGAGGAGCAGAGCAACAUGGAGAUCCUCAAUGACAGGCUGAGGAAGAGCGCACAGCAGGUGGAUCAGCUAAACAAUGAGCUUCAGUCAGAGCGCAGCACCUCCCAGAAGAACGAAAGUGCUCGGCAACAGAUGGAGCGCCAGAACAAAGAGCUGAAGGCCAAGCUUCAGGAGAUGGAGAACCAGGUCAAGUCAAAGUUUAAAUCUUCCAUCACUGCUUUGGAGGCUAAAGUGGCACAGCUGGAGGAGCAGCUGGAGCAGGAGAACAGAGAUAAGCAGGUUUCUGCAAAGAGUUUGCGACAGAAGGACAAGAAGCUCAAAGACCUGAUUAUGCAGGUGGAGGAUGAAAGAAAACAGGCAGAGCAAUACAAAGACCAGGCGGACAAGUCAAACUCCCGCGUGAAGCAGCUGAAGCGGCAGCUGGAAGAAUCGGAGGAGGAAUCUCAGCGAGCAACAGCCGCCCGCAGGAAGCUGCAGCGGGAGCUGGAUGAGGCUACAGAGUCCAAUGAGGCCAUGGGUCGCGAGGUCAAUUCCCUCAAGAGUAAACUUAGGCGUGGAAAUGAACCCUCUUUUGGCAGCACCACACGGCGUAUGGGUGGAGGGCGAAGGGUGGUUGAUGAUGCCUCAGAGGAGGAAACUGACCCCCAAAACGACUUCAACGGAACAAAGACCUCAGAGUAAAUGAUGGAAGAAAAAAAAAAAAAAACUGAUCAGAAUUACUGUUCAGGGCAACAUGAUCAUUAUCUGCAAAAGUCUGCUUUGAUGUUUUCCACAUAACUUCAAAUUAUAUAUUUCUUCUCAUUUUCCAGCAGCAUACUGAUCUUGUUUUGAAGCAUGUUCUUGAUACAAAGCAAUCAGGAGGACUUGAUCUCUACUAGACAAGUCAUUCUGGUGGCUCUGGUUGCUUUAGUUUUAACGUCACUGUUUUGCAUUGCACUGAAUGAUUCUUUCUAAAGAAAUGUCAUGUACACAGAAAUACAUGCCAAAUUACCACCAACCUUAAACUUCACAUAGAGACAAGUAAAUUGACGGGUGCACAAGUACUAUCAGCGACUGUCGUCCUGCUGCCUGUGACUGCUGUUACCACUUCUGAGCAGGACUGAAGUGGGUCCAGAUUGGACGUAUAGCCAUCUUUAAAUGGUGUCUGCUUUCAAUCAGUGCUGACAUAUUAUAUAUCCUAAGAAACAGUUAGCCCUAAAAACUUAUGCCAUUAUCACAGUAUUUGCACCUUUUCCUGUGGCUUGAUUUAUAUAGAUACCUCCUAGUCCAGACAUUACUGUCAAUGAGAUGAGAAAAGCUUUAGUCACUUCAUCCAAAAUAUAAACCAGAUGUCAAUGUUGGGCACUCUUUAUUUUAUCUUUUUUUUUUUUUUUUAAAUCUGUGUUGUUCAGACAUUCUGUACAUGUUUUAAAAGCUGAUCACCCUAAAUAAACUCAGUCUCAUUUGAUAAAGUCGUAUAUAAUGAAUGUUUACAUGACACUCUGUAGCUAUUGAUUUUUGAACCACCAGCACAAUAAAGAUCUUAAAAAAUA